CAUCUGCGUGCCAGGCACCUCCCCCUCCUCCCUCCGGCCUGUCAUGGGGGAGGCCGAGGAGCAGGUGCCCGAAACAGGUGCUGUAUUCACAUUUGGGAGAAGCAAAUUUGCAGAAAAUGUGCCUAGCAAGUUUUGGUUUAAAAAUGACAAGCCUUUGCAAGUAUCAUGUGGAGAUGAACAUACCUCUGUUGUAACAGAAAAUGGAAAACUUUACAUGUUUGGAAGCAACAACUGGGGACAACUAGGAUUUGGAACAAAGAACACUGUAAACAAGCCAACUUGUGUAAAAGCUUUAAAACCAGAAAAAGUAAAACUAGCUGCCUGUGGGAGAAAUCAUACUGUGAUUUAUACAGAACAAGGGAAUGUGUAUGCUGCUGGAGGUAACAGUGAAGGGCAGUUGGGAUUAGGUGACACAGAGGAAAGAAGCAAGUUUCAUCUAGUUAGUUUUUUUACCAACCAGCACAAGAUCAUACAGCUGGCAGCUGGAUCCUACACAUCGGCAGCAUUAACUGAGGGUGGACAGCUUUUUAUGUGGGGAGACAAUUCUGAAGGACAGAUUGGCUUGGCCAAUGAAGCUAAUGCAUUUGUGCCUCAUCAAGUGGAUGUUGGAAAACCUAUUUCCUGGAUCUCUUGUGGAUAUUACCACUCUGCCUUAAUAACACGUGAAGGGGAGCUUUAUACCUUUGGGGAGCCCGAGAAUGGAAAGCUUGGUUUGUCCCCUGAGAAGCUGCAGAACAACAAGAUUCCACAACUUGUUUCUGGCAUUUCUGGCAGAGUUAAUAAGGUUGCCUGUGGAGGAGGGCAUACAGUAGCACUUGCAGAAGGGAAAGUCUAUACUUUUGGUCUUGGCCAAUAUGGGCAGCUUGGACAUGGCACAUUUACUUUUGAAACCUUUGAACCAAAGGUUGUGGAUCAUUUGGGGAAGUAUAAAAUUUGUAAUAUUGCAAGUGGGGAAAAUCAUACAGCUGUAAUAACAGAGAAUGGUCUUAUGUACACCUUUGGAGAUGGACGGCAUGGCAAAUUAGGACUUGGGGAAGAAAAUUAUACAAAUCAAUUUGUACCUACAUUAUGUUCUAAUUUUUUAAAAUUCACUGUACAUUCGGUUGCCUGUGGUGGUUGUCACAUGCUAGUUUUUGCCACACCAAGGCCUAAAGAAUCAGGAACAAUACAAUUACCCCAAAAUGAAAACAGUUUGUCUGCUGCAGCCUCUGAAAUGGCUGGAGAUGCAUUAGUGAUCGAUACUUUUCAUCAAACGUUAUCAGCACGUUUGCGACGGAGAGAGAAAGAAAAAUCACCAGAAAAGUUCAACCGACUGGUACGAACACUUCCUCCACUGGGAGAAAGUUCCCCAAAACCUGUACCAUGUGUCAGCAGCAACACUCUUCCCCUUGAAAUACACAGAGCCAAAAGUCCAGAUCCUGAUGCAGCUGAUGGAAAGAAAGACACUGAAUCUGCUUUGGAUGAUGAAACAGGAGAUAAGAAAGAGGAGAAUGUUGAAGAGGAGAGUUCAACAGAGGAUGAUUCAGAUGAACACGAGGGCAAAACUCUUGGGGACACCACAGAUGUCUUGAAUAUGACUCAUGUGAUGAGAUUGAAUCCCAAUGACCAAUCUUUAGAACUGGUACCAGUUCAAAAACAAAAGAAUCAGAAAUCAUCUGAUGAGGAAGAGAGUGAUAGUGAUGCUGCUGAAGAAGAAGACCAUGAAGAAAAAGAAUGCAUUGGCAAUGAAGACAGGAAAGAACAAGAUGAAGCAGAGCAUGUUGAUAAUCAAGCAACUGAAAAUAAGGAACAGAGCAAUAAAUCAUUUGAGAGUGAGGAAAAUAAUCUGACGGCUGUAGAAACAAUAGAGGAUCAAAAGUCAUCUAAUGAGGACGAGGAAGAGGUUGAGGACGAGGAGGAGGAAGAUGGCAUUGAUGAUUACUAUUGUGAAAAAAAGGAUACAGACAAACAGGAAGAAAAGGAUAAAGCAAAACAUGAUGAUCAAACUUCUGAGGAUGAGGGACACAGCAGAAAAUUAUGUGAGAAUGAGGAAAAGAAUCCUAUGACUACAGAAACAAUAGAGAAAGAAGAGGCUAUUCCAGAGGAUGACACAACUAAGCAAGAGAAUAAGAAGGCUGAAGUCCAUACUGCAAGCAAUUCUUCACAAGCCGUUACAGACACUCAUGACAGAUCAUCUGGACGACUCCUUGAGAAGGCAAAAAGGUUUUCUUUCUUUAAACGAAAAUCUUCAAAGCAGAAGAAUGCACCCAGCGGUGAUGAAAACAAACUUGAAAAGCUACCUCACAGUGAGAAAGAAACUGGAAAUCAAACAGGUAUAUCUGAGGAAAAGAGUAAAGAUGAAAACCAGAACCACACCAGCGAAAAUCAAAAUGAGCCACCACGAGGAAAUAGGGACAGAAAAGCAUCCUCUACUUGUGUAAUACUUUAAUAUUGAAAUAUAUGAUGCUUGUAUAUAUACAAUGCCACAGUUGGCAAUUUGCAAGCAAAUAUUGCAGUUUAUACUUGAAAACAAUAAUGGCAUAUAUGUAAUGAUUAUAAUGAUGGGGGUUGCAAAAUUAGCAUGUUUGGACUGAUUUAUUUCAAUUUGGGACCAACUUCCUAGUAUUUAUUUGUAUUUGUAACUCUAGUUAUUGCAAUAGCUAUGGCUAUCACAGUCUCACUGAAGUGUUGUGGCCUUAACUCUUAAGUGUUUUAAUAAAAAUAUAUUUUUAUACAUGAAAA
This is a messenger RNA of Varanus komodoensis (Komodo dragon), 2721 nucleotides long. RefSeq names its product retinitis pigmentosa GTPase regulator (gene RPGR). Gene Ontology annotation, cellular component: photoreceptor outer segment. Gene Ontology annotation, molecular function: ubiquitin protein ligase activity. NCBI's taxonomy places the organism in Eukaryota, Metazoa, Chordata, Lepidosauria, Squamata, Varanidae. The transcript has 18 exons. The record is from RefSeq and is a predicted model, not a curated record. Gene Ontology annotation, biological process: visual perception; protein ubiquitination; ubiquitin-dependent protein catabolic process. The coding region runs from base 44 to 2428 and encodes 794 amino acids.